ACGUGAUCAUCUGACUUCCUUGCUCCUAGUUUCGUUUCUGACAGUUGAGCAAAGGACGCAAAAGCUUCAAGUAGCGCAUCUCCUUCUCUUCUACUCCGUAAAAUACAGCGAGGAGUUACUGUAAACGCAGUAGACUUUAGCACAAAAAGCAAGGGCAGAAAUGAGGCACGGAUCCGCGCGCGUGCUUGCGGCUGUCUUCCUGCUGGCGACAGCCCUCACUUUAGCUCAGGAAAAUGACGGACACCUUAAGCCGCCUGCCAGCAUGCUACCUCCUGCCCCGUUUGUCACCACAUCUGCUCCAACCACCAGCACUCCAAAUAUGACAACUCCCCAUACCAACAUAACUACUGCUCCUCCAACUCCCCACAAUACUACAACCGCCAACGUAACUACUGCUCCUCCAACUCCCCACAAUACUACAACCGCCAAAGUAACCACUGCUCCUCCAACUCCCCACAAUACUACAACCGCCAAAGUAACCACUGCUCCUCCAACUCCCCACAAUACUACAACAGCCAAUGUAACCACUGCUCCUCCAACUCCCCACAAUACUACAACAGCCAACGUAACCACUGCUCCUCCAACUCCCCACAAUACUACAACUGCAAACACAACCACCCCUAGUACUACUAUAAAACCAACCCCAAAACCUGAACCAACGCCAGCAACCAACAUCACAGUGGGCAACUACACUGUGAAAGACAAAGACAAACUGUGCAUUAUGGUUCAGGCUGCAAUCCAGGUCCACGUCAACAACAGUAAGAUGGCAGGCACCUAUAUUGUUCCAGAAAGUGCUAAAGGUGAUGGCAAAUGUGAAAGCAAUAAAGCCAGUCUCGUGAUAACUUUCAAAGAGGGUUUCAUCUCUAUGAACUUCUUCAAGAAUGACACCACAAAUAUGGUCUUUGUCAGUGCUGUGGCUGUCAAACUGACCUAUGCCUUCAAGUCUGGAGUUUUGUCAAUUUUGGAGAGGACGAAUCAAUCGGUGCAACUGUUCAGCAUGGCAACAAGUCACUCUUAUUCCUGCAAAUCAGAGUCAGUCUUCAUGGGUGAUGGCGCCUACCUGGAGUUCAGUAAGGAGAGGAUGCAAGCCUUCAACUUUACCAGCAACCAGUUUGGUCCCCUUGACAUGUGCAAGGCCAACCAGCCAGACUACCGAGUGGCCAUUGGCGUGGGUGUGGUGCUGCUCAUCCUCAUCAUCAUCGUAGUCGUGGCUUAUCUCAUCAGUAGGAGAAGGAGAACAGAUGGUUACCAGACUCUCUGAUGGAGAGAAUCUGUCAGAGCAAUUCAUAAAAGGACAGCAUCAUCACCAUCACCAUCAUCUGCGCAAGUUAAAUCAAGCAUGAUACGCUUACAUGAGUUUAUGAAGCAGACCUUGCUUUUGGAUUUGUUCUGGUGAGGUUUGCUCCAUAAAAAAACUGACAUUUAAUCCAGGCAUCAGCAACUGCUCCUUUUAUAGGGUGCACAAUACAACAACUAAAGGUGUGAAAUCAAAAGAGAUCACAAAUGCAUAUUGUAAUGCUAGUUUAAAAAAUACAUCAAAUCUUAGUUUCAUUUUCCACGUUGUUGUGUGUUCAAACUGUUGUCCUGUGCUUGCUUCGCUGUGCUCAAGUGUCUUAAAUCAUAUCUAGCUAUGUCCAGCUGUUUGGUCAAGAUGACACCCUAUUUACACCACGGUGCCUCUACUAAAAUAUCUUAGACUUUAAUCCAGUCGUUAUGAUUUCCACAAUGACAGCUGGAUCUCAUAAACAUUAUAAUCAGCAAGUGUGUAGUGCAGAUCUCAAAAAACAGCUAUUCAUUCUGCCUAUGGGGUAAUAUAACUGAUUUUUAUGUAAAACCCUUCCCCUUGCCCAAAUUAGGUUCAUCCUAGUUCAAUGGCUCACCCUGUGAGAAUAUCAGAAGCAAAUUACUUAAAAUAAUCUCAUUAACCAGAAGAAUUUUCAGUUAGUAUUCUAAUUUCUGUAGAAACAUUAUACUUUGUAGAUUAUACUUUGUGCCAUUUUAAAGUGACCUAUCCUCAGGAAUAUAGAGUCUCUAAAUCCUAUGCACUGAUAUUACAAGCAUUAAGGUUAUAAGGGAAGGUUUUGAUAUCUGCAUGUACAUUGCAAAUGAGGUUUCCUGUCUUGAUCAAAAGGAUUUUAGGGAUUUCUGCUAUAAUAAAAAAAGCAUUAGGUUGGACGGAGGGGUCUUGAAAAAAAAUUGGAGCAAAACUGACAGCACCUUAUUUUUAAAUAUUAAACCGGAUGAUGAUCUCUAGUUCUUUUUAUUAUAUGCAAAUUUAGCUUGAAGAUGUUGCGCUUGUACUUUGUGUAUGUAAAGCUGUCUGGUUGAAAUUUUUCCAACAGUUGGUGAUGUAUCUCUGAAAAGAUACUUUGAGAAAAAAUAAAGGGAAUAUGUUGA
Pangasianodon hypophthalmus (striped catfish) is the source of this 2397-nucleotide messenger RNA. It is a transcript of the gene cd68, whose product is annotated as CD68 molecule. The transcript is spliced from 6 exons. Bases 161 to 1261 code for a protein of 366 amino acids. Gene Ontology annotation, cellular component: membrane. The record is from RefSeq and is a predicted model, not a curated record. NCBI's taxonomy places the organism in Eukaryota, Metazoa, Chordata, Actinopteri, Siluriformes, Pangasiidae.